Messenger RNA from Fonsecaea erecta, 2817 nucleotides. RefSeq lists its product as hypothetical. Bases 1 to 2817 code for a protein of 938 amino acids. NCBI's taxonomy places the organism in Eukaryota, Fungi, Ascomycota, Eurotiomycetes, Chaetothyriales, Herpotrichiellaceae. Gene Ontology annotation, molecular function: protein binding. Gene Ontology annotation, biological process: establishment or maintenance of actin cytoskeleton polarity. The transcript is spliced from 3 exons. Gene Ontology annotation, cellular component: cell tip; microtubule cytoskeleton. The record is from RefSeq and is a predicted model, not a curated record.
AUGCUACUAGAUACCCUCGAUCUGCAAGACCACACGUCGCCGUCUGCAAAAGACCACUCGAGACAACCCGCACACCCUUCACCAUACGGUUAUGGUCCCGCCGCUCCACAUCAAGCCCAAGCCUUGAGACAUGCCGAGCAAGGAUCAUAUCAGGAUCAACAUACCAGUCCAAGGGCUUCGGAAGAGAGAGCCAAUGGAGGUUUCCAACAACAGUCAGAACAUUUCUACGACGAUCUAGACGACGACCGAGACGAUGAACAUCCAAACACCCAAAAUGCGACAAACGGAGCCGGAUACCAUGGGCAGGACCUGGACGAAGGGGAUGGUGGUGACUCCCAUGACGAAGAUAUGGACGACGACCUGAUGGACAAAAUCUCGAGCUCGCCUUCAAUUGAAGAUGGUAAAUCCCCCCUCCCCCCAUGGCCGCCCCGGGUCGAUUCUGUGGAUUCUGAAGCUUCCCCGGCUUCACUAUCGACGCCGACUCGAGGCGAUUCCUUAUCCUCAUCACCAUUCUCUUCUACACCCGAGCAUUUUCCUUUGCACCAUUCGCAAUCGUAUCGCACGGCAAGUCAUCAUGGUGAGUAUGUCGAGAGUCUGAGCCAAGCGAGAUCAGGCCUGGUCUUCCUGGACGAGCAAUCGAGACCUAGUGGGAACCCAUUACCUGUGAUGGGACGGGAGUUGCCAGCACAGACCUGCCUUUCACUGUCCGACUCUCAGGAAUUCCAGCGGUACCUGUUGCCGCUUGACGACCCUCUCUUGGCCGGCACGGUGGAGGAUUAUGGGGACGACUUCCCUGACGGUGACGAUGACGAAUGGGAGGACGAAGACUCUUGCCUUCCCGGGCUCGAGGAAAGUUCUGAUGAUGACACCGAUGACUUUCAAUUUUCCCCGGACGAACGCUUCAUCGACUCUGGUUGGGGAGGAGAGUGCUUACGAGAAAUAGAGGACAUCGACUUCGAGUUUGUGUAUGCACUACACACAUUUGUCGCGACGGUUGAAGGUCAGGCCAAUGCCACAAAGGGUGACACCAUGGUGUUGCUCGAUGAUAGCAACAGUUAUUGGUGGCUUGUCCGGGUUGUGAAAGACAGCAGCAUUGGCUACCUGCCCGCCGAACAUAUCGAAACACCGACCGAACGACUAGCUCGACUCAACAAACACAGAAAUGUGGAUUUGUCCGCGCAAAUGCUGGGGGAUAACCCCGAAAAAUCGAAGAAUCCGUUGAAAAAGGCGAUGCGCCGACGCAACGCCAAAACAGUCCAGUUCGCACCUCCAACAUUUUACGAACCUUCAGAUUAUGAGUACUCGGACGAGGAAGAAGAAGGCGAGGACGGCCAGCUCGACCAGAUUGGAAUGGACACCUCUGAUGACGGCGAAAACCCCGACGAUCAACAAGAGGGUUCAGCCACUUCAGCUGAGACCCAAGAACCCCGAGAAGGCGUUGCGGUCAACGGUAUUCAGCGGGUGACCAGUAACGACAGCUUGAAGAAUGAAACAGCGUCAAGCCCGGUCAAGGUUCAACAGUCACAAUCCAGCUUAGAAUCGCGGCAGAACGACGAACCCGUCCAGCGGUCGAGGAAAGGGGUCGUGAGAAACACCGAUUCGUUCUUUAAGGAUGACACGGUCGAGACGAAGAAGAUCUCGCUGACGCCGCGAUUAUUGCGAGGUGACUCCGACUCUGGUGGAUCGACAGAACAGGAAGUCCGCCAGCGUCCAAGCCUCGAGACUUUCGACAAAAUGGUCGGCGUGGACGACAAAUCAAAGGACAAAAAGAAAGAGAAGAAGGGCAUGCUCAGUGGGCUCUUCAAACGGAAGAAGGGCACGCCGCAAGAGGAGAGCGAAAAGGUUUUGGAAGAUCCUCGUCAAUCUCCAGGCUCGAAAGACUCUAUGGAGUCCUUGACCAUGAAGCCUGAAAAUGGCCCAGAACGCAGGCCGAGCAAGCUGCAAAAGACACCACCAGGCAUAUCACCGAAGGCGUCACCCACGGAGGCACGACAUCCGCAACAGUCACCCGGACAAGCACCUCCAGCCCCGACUGGGCCCGCGCCUGAACCGCCCACUGUCCGCAGAGUCGAGGCCGAGGGUCAGCAGCCCGGUGCGUCUGUGCAAUCUCAGUCCGCACAAGUCAACCGCUUCCCCUCUCUUACCGAGAAGAGGUCUAUUUUUGCGCCGGUCACGACGGCCCUCAAGCCUAGUCCUUCAAUGAGCCCAGAUGGUGGAUCCCCCAUCAAGCCAAUCUAUACAAAGAGGGCAAAGGAGCGCUUCGCAAUAGACGAAAGUGAUUCAGAGACAGAUGAUAAGAAUGCAAGAGCGGAUAACCGAGGCCGUCAGAGCGUUUCGCCUGCCACAGAGCUGCAGGCACAGCAGCCUCGAUCAGACUCUGCGACACAACCUUCGACCACGGCAGCCAUGACACCUGGGAAGUUUGGGGACAGUAAAUUCCAAGCUCUGCAGCCGGCAGUUUCGAGUUCGUCCCCGCUACCGCAUGAGCCUAAUCCAUCCGAAUCGGAUGGGACUGCCAGCACUUCGAAGCCCUCACCUUCAUCUACCACACAUACACCGUCAACUUCUAGGUCGACACCGACGUGGUCAGACGCGUCGUUGAGAUCGUAUAUGGAAAACAGUCAAGACAUCAAAGACCUCCUCAUCAUUGUGCACGACAAAUCGAAUGUCACCCCAGUGGGUCCGGACCAUCCCUUGAUGCACAAUCUCUUCGUGGAUGAGCGGACGAAGCUUGCCGAGAUGCAGUCACAGCUUGACACCAUGCUGAUGUCUUGGAUAUCCAAGAAGAACGCGACCACCAUGCCCCCAACGACUUGA